Alternaria infectoria is the source of this 792-nucleotide messenger RNA. RefSeq lists its product as uncharacterized. The transcript has 2 exons. The record is from RefSeq and is a predicted model, not a curated record. The coding region runs from base 1 to 792 and encodes 263 amino acids. Gene Ontology annotation, molecular function: hydrolase activity. Lineage: Eukaryota; Fungi; Ascomycota; Dothideomycetes; Pleosporales; Pleosporaceae.
AUGAAAGCAGACACGGUAAUCGCCCCAGAUAUCCGCGGAUGCGGAGACUCGUCCAUCCCCACUUCCAAGAACUACACCGCUGCAGCCGCGGGCGCAGAUUUGAAGGCUAUCCUGGAUUACCUCAACAUCUCAUCCACAUACGUCUUUGGGCACGACAAGGGUGUAGGGCUGGCGACAUCCCUCGCUAUCGAACAUCCUUCGCUGGUCAAAGCCCUCAUUCUCGCCGAAUACGUACUCCCAGGAUAUGGAUAUCCCUUAACAGUUCAGAGUCCCAGCUUGUACCAGAACUGGCAGCUCGCCUUCUUUGCUGUGCCUGAUGCAGCUGAGUUCUUCAUCCGAGACCGCGAAAAACAGAUGUUGAGCUGGUAUUUCUUUCACGCGAGUUAUUCUGGUACGGCGGCCGUGAGUGAAGACCACUUGCAGCGGUAUACGAAUGAGAUUGCGAAACCGGGGUUUUUGAGGAGCGGCAUGGAAUAUUUCGCAGCGGCGUGGGACGACGAGGCGUACUUUACUUCCGUGUUUAGCAGUGGACAUAGAUUGCAGAUGCCGUUGUUGGCGCUGGGUGGUGAGGCGAGCUUUGGGCCUGUGUCGCUGUUGGAACAGGUAUGGUUGCAGGUUGGCGAUGACUUUGUUGCUGAGUUGAUUCCGAAGGCUGGGCACUGGAUUGGCGAUGAGAAUCCGAUUUGGACUGGUAAUCGCGCCUUACGCUUCUUUGAAGAAGCUGGGGAGGUGAGCAGUGUUGAUCUGUCCUACCUUAAAGAUCAAGUGACUCUGCAAGGUGGUACCAUUUGA